CCCCCUCUUACAAUUCUAAAUUCUUUCUUUCUCUCUCCUCUCUCUCUCUCUCUCUCUCUCUCUCUAGUUUUGGUCCCCUUCACAGCAGAACCUAUACUCAAAGGUCCUGCCAUUGGAGGAGUAUUUCCGAACCCCGAGCGACAAAUUUACUGCUGUACAAUAUUUGGAUAAUUAAUCCGUGUUUCUUUACGAAACUCUGCUUAAUUUCGAUUCAUUUAUACUUCUCGAGAAAAACCUUGAAAACGGCAGUUGAAGGUUUACUCAAAAUUUGUCGAUAAUUACUAAAAAAGGGGAAUGAUUCUUCGUUCAAGAUAUGAUGGAAGUCAAUGGUAUAAAUACCCACAGCAAUGAGACGAGACCUUUGCAGAAUCCCACACCCGUAAAUUUACAGAAAAAGCCCUCCGAAAAUAUCCCGAGCACUUCCGUAUUUGUCAAUAAUGCUGCAACUGUAUGGAACGAGAGCAGAAGAAAAUGGAUCGGAAACGUAUCUAACAGGUCGGAAAGAACGACAAAGGAUCCAAUUAUAAGUUGGUCAAUGACAUACGAAGACCUACUCUCGACUCACGAACCUUUCACCGAACGGAUUCCUUUAACCGAGAUGGUCGAUUUUUUGGUGGAUAUAUGGCACGAUGAGGGGCUUUUCGAUUAGAUUAAGAAUCUUGCAAGCAAUUAUCAUAUGAUUGAAUUUCAGAUAAUGGGAAAAACCUCAUUCUUAUUGUUGUUGUAUUAACAAUAUAUGAUAUAAUCAUUAGUUUGUAUUCUAGUAUUGAUUGUAGUCCUUCUUCAAACCUAGAAGAGCUUUAGAAACCAGAUAUUUUUUUGGUUCAUUUUAUCAGA
This is a messenger RNA of Erythranthe guttata (spotted monkey flower), 837 nucleotides long. RefSeq lists its product as uncharacterized. Lineage: Eukaryota; Viridiplantae; Streptophyta; Magnoliopsida; Lamiales; Phrymaceae. The record is from RefSeq and is a predicted model, not a curated record.